This is a messenger RNA of Aspergillus melleus, 2273 nucleotides long. RefSeq names its product T-complex protein 1 subunit eta, variant 3 (gene CCT7). NCBI's taxonomy places the organism in Eukaryota, Fungi, Ascomycota, Eurotiomycetes, Eurotiales, Aspergillaceae. Gene Ontology annotation, cellular component: chaperonin-containing T-complex. The transcript has 4 exons. The coding region runs from base 855 to 2150 and encodes 431 amino acids. Gene Ontology annotation, molecular function: ATP binding; ATP hydrolysis activity; ATP-dependent protein folding chaperone. Gene Ontology annotation, biological process: protein folding. The record is from RefSeq and is a predicted model, not a curated record.
CGCAUAAUCAUUACCAGAAUCAAAAGCGAAAUUGGUGACUGAACAGAUAGGAAGAGGGGCUGAAAUGUAGGGUUGCGGAGGGCGGCAUGAUUGGUCACCGCCCGGUGCUUUGGCGACAUGAAGAGAAGCUCCGGGAAAUUUUGGUUUGGUCCGCCAGCGUUAUUGAACUCCUGGACUGUCAGGGCCAUCCAUCUCCGUUUCCAGUUUCCCCAUCCAGUCGGGACUAUCGCCCUCGUUCUUCUUGUCAUUUCUUUCCCCCCUCUACUUUAAUUAAUCAAAAUGGCCUUCGCCGGCCAAACCCCCACCAUCAUUGUGCUCAAAGAGGGUCCGCAACCCGCCCGCAUUCUGAACCCCCCUCUCCGUCUGUGUGUUGUUCAGAUGAAUCUGUUAGCUGACACUGUCUCUCGAUGAUUUCUAGGCACGGAUGCUUCUCAAGGAAAGGGUCAGAUCAUUUCCAACAUCAAUGCCUGUGUGGCUGUCCAAUCCACGAUCAAGAGCACUCUCGGUCCGUAUGGAGGGGACUUGUUGCUGGUCGACUCCAACGGCAAGCAGACCAUCACGAACGAUGGAGCCACGGUGAUGAAAGUACGUUGAGACAUUUUGGGUCCUCGGGUUCUCGACACGAAAAAGUUGGAAUACUGAUUGUGCCAUUCUCACAACCUUAGCUCCUCGAUAUCGUCCACCCCGCCGCCCGCAUUCUCACCGAUAUCGCCCGGUCUCAAGAUGCUGAAGUGGGAGACGGCACAACGUCGGUCGUGGUUCUCGCCGGUGAGAUCCUGAAGGAAGUCCGGGAAUUGGUCGAGCAGGGGGUCAGCGCACAGACGAUCAUCAAGGGUCUACGGAGGGGCAGCGCCAUGGCCGUCAACAAGGUGAAGGAAAUUGCCGUCGACAUCAUCCAGGCGUCGGAGAGCGAGGAGAAGAAGGUGGAAACGCUACGACGAUUGGCCGGAACCGCCAUGAACAGCAAGCUGAUCAAGCGCAACGCCGAUUUCUUCACCAAGAUGGUUGUCGAUGCCGUGCUUUCACUUGACCAGGACGACCUGAAUGAGAAGUUGAUCGGUGUCAAGAAGGUGACCGGUGGUGGUCUCCAGGAUUCCCUGUUCGUCAACGGUGUCGCUUUCAAGAAGACCUUCUCGUACGCCGGUUUCGAACAGCAGCCCAAGUCCUUCAAGGACCCCAAGAUCGUGUGCUUGAACGUUGAGUUGGAGUUGAAGAGCGAGAAGGACAACGCGGAGGUUCGCGUCGAGCAGGUGUCCGAGUACCAGGCCAUCGUCGAUGCCGAGUGGCAGAUCAUCUACAACAAGCUCGAGGCCAUCUACAAGACGGGGGCCAAGGUUGUUCUCAGCAAGCUGCCUAUUGGAGACUUGGCUACGCAGUACUUCGCGGACCGCGACAUCUUCUGUGCCGGCCGUGUCUCGUCGGACGAUAUGGACCGCGUGUGCCAGGCCACCGGCGCGGCCACGCAGUCGACGUGCAGUGACAUCCAGGAACGUCACCUGGGUACCUGCGGCUCGUUCGAGGAGCGCCAGAUCGGUGGAGAGCGGUACAACCUGUUCGCCGAAUGCCCCGGCGCCAAGACGUGUACUCUGGUGCUGCGUGGUGGUGCCGAGCAGUUCAUCGCCGAGGUCGAGCGUAGUCUGCACGACGCCAUCAUGAUUGUCAAGCGUGCUCUGCGCAACACCACCAUCGUCGCGGGCGGUGGCGCCACCGAGAUGGAGCUGUCCAGCUUCAUGCACGGCUUCGCCGACCGCAACGUGCCUCACAAGCAACAGGCGGUCGUCAAGGCGUUCGCCAAGGCCCUGGAGGUGAUCCCCCGACAGCUGUGUGACAAUGCCGGCUUCGACGCCACAGACAUCCUGAACCGUCUGCGCGUGGAACACCGCAAGGGUAACGUGUGGGCCGGUGUGGAUUUUGACCACGAGGGUGUCCGGGACAACAUGGCGGCGUUUGUGUGGGAACCCAGUCUGGUCAAGGUCAAUGCCAUCCAGGCGGCCGUCGAGGCGGCAUGCUUGAUCCUGAGUGUGGACGAGACGAUCAAGAACGAAGAGUCGGCUGCGCCUCAGGCACCGGGCCGUGGACUUCCUCCCGGUGCGGCCCAGCGAGCUCUUGGAGGCGGCCGAGGACGCGGUAUGCCUCGCCGGGGUCGGUAAUCGAUAGAUGUCAAUUUCAUAUGAGGGAUGGGAUAGUCCAAAGACCAAUUAUACAAAAAAGCAAUUGCUACGUAGUACAAUUCUACUAUUUUUGGUGGUCUUUUGUUUAUGCCUAUGAUGUAA